GUGUUGCUGACGGUCAGGUGUGUGUAAUACGCACGGUGAUCGGUCGGCGUGCGAAACGAUUUUAAUAAUAUUAUAAUAAUAUCUUUAUAAUCCACCCGGCGAGUGCAAUCCGACACCCGCGCGCGCGUGUGUGUCCGCCGGCCAAAGCCGCCGACGCCGCCGCCGCCGCCGCACGUCGUUACGUCGCGCGCUCCGAUCACGCAGUAACGCCAGUAACUAACGACGCGACGAUACGGACGGACGGGCCGAUCAAUAAUUCGACACCGAGCGCCUACCGUCGACCGUAUCGUACACCACAAAAUUACGUACCGCGGUCGUCGUACGGUCUUCCGCUGACCUGCUCCGCCCUCUCACAGCGACUCCCCCAACACUACAUCGGGUAUAAUAAUAAUAAUAAUAAUAAUAAUAAUAUUAUCGACGAUAUAAUAUUCGUACCGCCGCCGCCGAGGGUGUUCCGCCGGCCCACAGCCGUAUCUCUUCCGCGUCUUAUCAUGACUGCUGUUACGUCGGCGACGACGUUACGCGGCCGUCUCGAUACCGUCGUCGUCAGUCCGUCACUGUUGUCGUCGUUACCAACAACGUCGUCGGUCUCGACUGCCCAACGGCCGUCUCGCUGAUCCCGACUCCGCACCGGUCGGACCCGCAGACCGACUGCAGCAGCUGCCCACGGCUCGGCUUAAUGACCAAAUAUCAUUGGUAAAAAACAGUGAAUAACAAAUCAUAGUGUAACUUGAGCAUAUAUAAGUAAAGAUGUCUUCUGAAGAUCUGUUACAACCAGGACAUAUAGUAAAAGAAAGGUGGAAAGUUGCCAGAAAAAUUGGGGGUGGUGGAUUUGGAGAAAUAUAUGAAGGUCAAGAUCUUAUCACAAAAGAACUUAUAGCUUUGAAAGUAGAAUCAGCUCGUCAACCUAAACAAGUCUUAAAAAUGGAAGUAGCUGUAUUAAAAAAAUUACAAGGUAAAGAACAUGUAUGUCGUUUUAUUGGCUGUGGAAGAAAUGAACGAUUUAAUUAUGUUGUAAUGCAGUUACAAGGAAAAAAUUUAGCUGAGCUGAGAAGAGCACAGCCAAGAGGUGCUUUUUCAUUAUCUACCACUUUAAGAUUAGGUGUUCAAAUUCUAAAAGCUAUAGAAAGUAUUCAUGAAGUUGGAUUUUUACACAGAGAUAUAAAACCUUCAAAUUUUGCUAUUGGAAGACUUUAUCAAAAUUCCCGUUGUGUUUUCAUGUUGGAUUAUGGUCUAGCUAGACAAUUCACAACAGCCAACGGUGAAGUUCGAACUCCUAGAACUGCUGCUGGUUUCCGUGGUACUGUAAGAUAUGCCUCAUUGAAUGCCCACAAAAAUAAAGAAAUGGGAAGACAUGAUGACCUUUGGUCAUUAUUUUAUAUGCUGGCGGAGUUUGUAAAUGGUCAGUUGCCUUGGCGAAAGAUUAAAGAUAAAGAACAAGUUGGUGUUAUGAAAGAAAAUUAUGAUCAUCGUUCACUUCUUAAACAUCUUCCAUCAGAUCUUCGUCAGUUUCUUGAACAUAUUCAGUCUCUUGAAUAUGCAGACAAGCCAGAUUAUAAUAUGUUAACGGGUCUUUUUGAACGAUGUAUGAAAAGGCGUGGUGUUAAAGAAAGUGAUCAAUUUGACUGGGAGAAAACUACUGAAACUGUUCAACCAGCAGUUACUGUUAGUGUUAUUACAAAUAAUACCACACCAGUUGUCUCCAGGCCGAUCACUUGCACAUCCUAUGGUGCAGAUAUUAACAAUCAACUAGUCACAUCUACUGUAGAUAAUGGACACGAGGAAGAACCAGACAAUAAAAAAAAUACUCCAGAGGAGCAAAUACAAUGUGAUAAUAAUAUAAUUUACCGACGUGCCCAAAAACUUGAAUCUGAUGCAAAUAAUUCAGGUUCUAAUAAAAUUAUUUCUUCUGAUAAAAUUUGUAAUGCUACAUCCAGUACACCAUUAGAUCAUUUACCAAUUCCAAAAAGUUCUCCUAAGAAAGUAGUUCAGCGAAGAGCUGUUUCUAUGCCUGGUUUGGAAAGAGAAACAGAAAUGUUAGAAGCUUCUAAGCGUAAUUCUUCCCAAACUAACUGUGCGGUCGAUUCUGGUUUCCCACCAACACCAUUAAAUGUUGAAGGUGUUCCCAAUUCAGAUCUUGGUAAUUUGAAUACUUCAGUUGUUGCAACACAAGAAGCUAAUAAAGUUACAACAGCCAGUUCUCCCCUGGUUGAAGCAGAUAGUAUUGUAAAUCAAAUUAAAAAAGAACAACGCAGCUUACAUUUUGCUAGGCGACAAGCUACUCCUAAUAGGCAAAUCUUAAAAUCUUCUGCCACUACUGCCAGAGAUGUCACAUAUACUCAAUUUGCAGUAAUUGAUGAUGAUAACUUAUCUGCAAUGCAGCAAGUGACACGUGGUGGAGGAGGUUUAACUCUUAUGUCACAAUGGAAAUCACAAUUUGACGACUCAGAAGAAACUGAUAACGAGUGGAAGGCAGAAAAUCUUCAAAGCCCUGAACAUAGAUUAAGUUUACAUGGUGUCUCUUUGAGUGGAAAAGAUAACAUUUGUUCCCAAUACCCUAACAAUUGUAAGACACCAGAUAAGGUAUCUGGUAAAGAUCAGUUAGCACAAUGUUUUUCAAAAUGCUCUGAUAAUAUGAUAAAUAAUUCAGUCUUAUCGCGAGCUUGGAGUGAAAUACAAAUUGCUACAAAAAUAAGAACAAACCUUGAACCACCCUGGUUACAAGAAGCUGUCUUUGAUGAUAUCGUGUAUGAACUUGAUACUAGUAGAAAUAUAGCUGUAAGGAACUCUGAAAAAAGUAUUACAAAGAAAUUACGAAGAUCUAUUAGCCUGGCUAACAUUAGUUUGAGCAUUAUUCCUAAAAAAGAAUUUCAAACUCAAUUCAUACAACAAACAAAAAUGAAAUUAAAAGUUCCUUCUCUACAAGUUACCACUAACACAACCAGAUCUUCCAAUGAUGGUGAUGAAUUAUCGGGAAAAUUAUUUGCCGAUGAAUCACUAAAAAAUGGGAAUGAUGUAUCUGAAAAUUGCCCAAUGGAAACAGUAUCUGGAAAAUUGGAAAUAAGAGUCGUUGAUCGACAUCUGAAUGAUAAUGAUAAUUACUGUGACACAACAACCUCAAAACCGAUUGUGUGUAUCGAGGAAGAUGAUGAAGCUCACCGAAAAUGGGCUAGAAACAGAAAUAGUAGUGAUAUUGUGAACAUAAAUGGGAAAAAUUUUGAUGAAAACGAAUUAUCUAAUAUUAGUAUAAAAUCUUUUUCCUCUUCCGAUCAAAAUAACAAAAUCUCAGAUCAUAGCAGAAGUAAAAAACCACCUCAACCCACAGUUCUUAACAAAAACAGUAAAAUUCCAUUACCCGUCAACCAAAAAUUAUCAGAAUCAAAUGAAGUAAAUUUGGCAUUGUUCAGUGAUGAAUCAAAAUCGAGUGCGACUAGUAAUAGUGGAAAACAACUACCAGAAGCACUAUUAAAAUGUCGUAGCCAAAAUUUAUCUACAGAAGUGCGUAGUAAACCACUGACUUCUGAAGAAAUUGAUGAUCAGUACACUCCUGGUCUCAGAAGACGACGACAACUUCAAGAUAAAUAUGUAACUGACCCAUCUCAAUUAAAUUUACGAUUUCAAAGACCUCAAAUGCGAAAAUCGAGGGAAUCGUAUUAUAGAUCAAGAUUUUCUGGUAGUCAAGAUGACAAUACCGGAUUAUUUUCAAAUUAUAGACCUGUAUCUGGGUCAUCAAGUAGAAGUCUUGAAAGAAAUUAUGAGUCUGAUAUUUUAUCAUCUCCUACCUUGAUACCACCACCGAGUAUGUAUUCGUCAGAUGUUCAAACUCUUGUCGAAAAUAAUGCUAGAUGUCGUCGGUACCAAAUUUUUAAACCUACUGAGCUUGCAAGGGAUUAAAUAGUAUAUUAUAAAUUGAUAGAUUAUAUUAUUGUAUUCAUUUUCAUUGAAGAUGUAUUAACUAUUUUCAGUGUAUUUGAAUAAUUAGUUUAAACUUUUAAUCUCGCAUAAAACGUGUUUAUGAAUCAUAUAUUGUAUCUAAUUUAUUUUAACGUAAUUAUUUAAUAUUGUAUUGUUUUUUUUAUUAUUAUUAUUAUCAAUAUCAUUAUUUAAGAAAUGCCAAUUGAGUUUUUAAAUCCAAAUCCAAGAAAGACCAAAUUUUCUCUAUGGCUUAUUUUCAUACUACAAUUUUCCAUUUAACUCGGUUAUUUACUUUCUGCAACUACCUAUUUUUCUAAACUUAAAUUUAGUUUAACCACAGUUCUUGAACCUUUUUUUUAUCUAAUGGAUAUAUUUCACACAACCAUGAAACAAAAUGUAAAAUAAUAUUUAAUUAUUAUAAUUUAAUUUAAUAUUAACAAUUUUUAUUGUAUUAGUGUCUUAAAUUUAAAUUUAUUUUUAUGCAUUAUACAUAUAUCAUUGAAAAAAACAUUAAUCUAAUGUAAUAAUCGUACAAUUUAAUUUAUUCAAAUUUUAAGCAAAAUAUUGUUAAUGGAAUUUAUAAUUUAGUUUAAAGUCUAAAUUACUGUACCUUCACCAUUGCAUCUCAUUGGUAUUUUUCGUGUGUUGUAUACGGUUUUAAUUUGUUUUUCACAUCUAAAACAGCUUUAUGUAUUGUGUUCAUUUGUUUAUUUAUUUAGUACAUACAUAAUUAAUUUAAAUAUUGUCAACAACCCCUAAAGGCUGUGAUAAAAGUAGUAUUCUAAGGUUUUACCUGCUCUAUAAAUGUUUUGAAUGAUGCACUUGGAUAACAUAUUUUUGUUUAUUCACAUUUGUUUAUGGAAAAAAAAUUAGCUCUACAUUUAAAGAUCUCUUUGACCUGUACGCAUACCUAUUAAUAAGUUAAUACAUAGAUAACCUAUCUAAAAGCAGCUCCUAUAAACGCACUAUUGUCAAGUUCCUAAUUGUUACUCGACCUUUACUUUUUUUAAUAUAUCUGUCAGUACCUAUUAUGCUACCAAAUAAGGACGUCAAACUCGUUAAUCAGAUUAUUGGUUAUUUAAGUAUUUCUAUUUAUUUUUAUUUUUUACAUUUUAUAAUAAAAUUAUACAAAAAUAAUAAACAUGACUAAACAUAUUUAUGUAAUAUUUGGAUAUUUGCAUUACAAUUCAUUAUACUUUUUUUUUAGCUGUGUGUUGAAUAGAAUACAACUGUUAGGAAAUAAUUGAUUUAAAAAGACUGAAUGUGUUAUUAAUAUUCAAAUCAAAAAUGAAAAUAAUGUUAUUCACAACUUCAUCAACUACUAAUUAGUUUUAUACAAAACAAAACGAAUUAAAUAGCCAAUAUGACUUGAAUUUUGAGUUUGACAAUCUUGUUUUACAGUCUUUAAUUGUAUAGCUAAAAUUUGUAUUAGUUAAUUAUAUUCUUAGAUUCAUACCAUUUUUAGAAAUAAUUAUACAAUGAUGUAUGUGUAAUAAUCUAUUUAAUUGUUAAUCGAGAAACAAUUUUAUACACUAUUGAAAACUAUUUGCGAUUAUUAAUUAUGUUAUUGAUUUUUUUUUUCUAUUUCUUAUAGGACGUAUUAAUGUAUAAUUACCAAAAAACCUAGUCAUUUUUAUUAAACAAAUUUAGUAAUUUAUUGUGUCUCUGUGGUGCUUCUAAUCAACUCGUUACAAUUUUAUUAAUUUUUUUUUUUAACUUUGGUUGGUGUUUUUUUUUUUUUUUUAAUUUUAACUAAUAGUUACAACUAAGUAUAGAAGAAAAUAAUUACCCAUCACAAAAUUUUUGCAGGAUUUUAUUUUUUAUAAUUUUUAUCUGUAUAGCCUAAUUUAUUAAUAAAAAAAUACAAUAUAUUAUUAUUGAAAUGUAAAAAAAAAACAUUUAAAUUACAUUAAUUGUAUACUGUUUAGAUAUAAGUUACUAGCAGUUGACUGAUGGAUCAGUAAUAUAUUUUUUUUCUUUAAUUUAUUAAAAUGUUAAUAAGAGCUUGGAGACUAUUAUUAUUUAUCUUUUUUUGUGUUUGCUUGUGUAGUAAUUUUUAAACUAGUAGUUUUGCACUAGGUAUACUGAAAUAUAAUUCACAAAAUAUUGUUUUUGUGAUUUUUCUCUCAUGUCAUGUAGAACAUUUAUGAAAAUAAUUACACUUACAUGAUAUUAAAAUUAUAAUAUUUUAAUUUAUUAUUUUAAUAUUACCUUGUAUAAAAAUUGUGUACAUGAACAAUGUUUAUGCAUUGUAUUUAGCUUUAUUAUUUUAAGUGGUUACAUUUUUAUUUUUUGCAAUAAAUAAAAUAGCCAAGUAUUAAUUAGAUUUGAUGCAGUUAUUAUUAUUUUUUAAUAUAAACCUUUCUGUUACAAUGGAUUGUUAGUGUUGUUUAGUAAAUAUAUAGCAUUGUAAAAGAUAGUUCUGGUUUACUUAAGACUAAUUGGGAAAUAAGUUUUAAUUGAAAGAUGUCAACAUCACAAGCAUUCCAAAUAUAAUUUUGUUGCUGUUCUACAUCACAAAUAUGCAUAUUCUGUAAUCAUAUUAUAAUUAUUUAUAAGAAUAAACAAUAAAUAAUAUAAAUAUUA
This is a messenger RNA of Aphis gossypii (cotton aphid), 6501 nucleotides long. RefSeq names its product tau-tubulin kinase homolog Asator (gene Asator). Gene Ontology annotation, cellular component: nucleus; cytoplasm. Lineage: Eukaryota; Metazoa; Arthropoda; Insecta; Hemiptera; Aphididae. Gene Ontology annotation, molecular function: ATP binding; protein serine/threonine kinase activity. The record is from RefSeq and is a predicted model, not a curated record. The transcript has 20 exons. The coding region runs from base 751 to 3894 and encodes 1047 amino acids. Gene Ontology annotation, biological process: peptidyl-serine phosphorylation; signal transduction.